Molecule: messenger RNA, 771 nt
Organism: Phlebotomus papatasi
Lineage: Eukaryota; Metazoa; Arthropoda; Insecta; Diptera; Psychodidae
Product: general odorant-binding protein 72-like
Exons: 3
Coding region: 110-544 (144 amino acids)
Biological process (GO): sensory perception of smell; olfactory behavior
Cellular component (GO): extracellular region
Molecular function (GO): odorant binding; dibutyl phthalate binding
Source: RefSeq, a predicted model, not a curated record
AGCUAUGCAGUUUAUAUUCUGGAGUCCUAACAUCUGGAAUUGAAAGUGAAAAGUUAAAGAAUUUUUCGUCAACAACAGUGAAUUAUUUUUUUUUAAAGUGUUGUGAAAAAUGGCUGAAAAAGUUUACAUUAUUUUUGUAGCAGUUUUCGCUCUUUUUACUUUCUACUGUGUUAAUGCUAUAACAGUUGAAGAAGCCAAGGAAUUAGCGAAGAUUUUCAGUGAACCUUGUCGUGUAAAAUAUCGUAUUUCCAAUGAAUUGAUUGAAGAGGUCAAUAAGGGAAAUUUUCCUGAUGAUAGAAGUCUCAAGUGCUAUGCCAAUUGUAUGCUGGAGAUGACACAGACAGUGUCAAGAGGAAGGAUUAAUUAUAGGAUGUCACUUACACAAAUUGACCUCCUGCUGCCGGAAGAAAUGAAGGAAUCAGCUAAGAAGACUUUGGACGCUUGUCGUGGAUCAAUGAAAGGAAUCAAGGAUUAUUGUGAAGCGAGUUACAACUACGUUCAAUGCAUGUAUAAAGUCAAUAGAAAAUAUUUCUAUUUCCCUUAAAACGACACUAUCCCACAAAAUGUACGAAAUACUCGUGAGAUUGCAAAGGAUAGUUUUUUGACUGGAAAUCGACGUUCUGCAGAUGAGAGACAAACUGAAGAAAUAAUAAAAAGAAAUCUCUCUGUCUUUUGCAUUCAGAUGAAAAUGCAAAAGAUUUAUUUAACCAUAAUUCUUGUGCAUAACAAUUAUCCAUCAUUUUAAAUAAUAAACUGAAACUUGAAAUAGAA